Kwoniella botswanensis is the source of this 897-nucleotide messenger RNA. RefSeq lists its product as uncharacterized. The record is from RefSeq and is a predicted model, not a curated record. The transcript is spliced from 4 exons. NCBI's taxonomy places the organism in Eukaryota, Fungi, Basidiomycota, Tremellomycetes, Tremellales, Cryptococcaceae. The coding region runs from base 1 to 897 and encodes 298 amino acids.
AUGCCUCAUCUUCAAGAAUGGAGUAAUAUCACAGCUUCUGGUAGACAGAUGCAAAUCAAUGGGCAUAUAGGUUCCCCAGCCUUCUCAAGGUUUGGAACUCACCCGCGUACUUACAGUAGUGGAACAUCUCCGGCAGUCGGUGGACGACAAAGCGAAGUGGACGCUGGGAAUACAAGAGAGGAUGGUAGUGGGCGGACUUCGGAGGUAGCAGGAGGUACAGCAACUUUCAGGUCUUUCUCUCAUAAUGCUGCCGAUGCCUCGAGUCCCACCCCUCGAUCUUCAGGUUGGUCACGUUGGGGUGUGGGAAGAAUGUUAGGAACUCACACUGAGGCUUCAAGAAGACUGGAUGACACCGAAAGAGGUAAUAAUACCCUUCAAGACUCGGGUUCUGGGGUGAAUAGCUCCCAUGCUAAUCAGCCUACCAGCUCGGAAGUGGAUGACAGACCUUCAUCCGAGAUGGAAGCGCCGAGCUCAACACCAGAACCUGAAGCUACAAAGCCUGAGAUGGAUAAUGUGUCUGAAACCGCAGCUACAAGCUCCGAUGGCGAGGAUACACCAGACUCCGAAACCGGCUUCGAUUUCGGUAAUGUACCGUCAAUCGAUCCAAGAAGUCACAGAAGGAAUCAGGCUCCCACCUCGACCGGUGCUGAGGAUCAUCCCUCUUCGAUGCCACAUUCAGGCGGCAGAAGGGGCCAUUACUACGGCAGUACUGUAGGUCGCGGUGCAACUGUAUAUGUUGGCGAUUCAGGAUCGGGAGUUGAUCCAAAUGCUCGAAACCGCCACACCUACAACACCAAUGCCGAACCUGGAGCAAAUGUCUUACCCGCGAGUGAUUUAGGCGGUAGGGAUCUCCUGAUGGAAGCCUUACGAGCGAGAUCCAGACAAGGCGAACAUUAG